This is a messenger RNA of Penaeus indicus, 1686 nucleotides long. RefSeq names its product cysteine and histidine-rich domain-containing protein 1-like (gene mora). The transcript has 7 exons. NCBI's taxonomy places the organism in Eukaryota, Metazoa, Arthropoda, Malacostraca, Decapoda, Penaeidae. The record is from RefSeq and is a predicted model, not a curated record. The coding region runs from base 167 to 1201 and encodes 344 amino acids.
AUGUUUUCAUCAGUGAGGAGGCGACGACGAGGCGAGGAAGGAGCGCUCGGACUUUUUGCUAUUAUUGUGUGAUUUACUGACUGACUUCUGGCUACUUGUAAACUUUAACUGACAAUAAAGGUGUUUCGCCGACUUAAUUCUCGCCUGGGUAGCUUUUCAAGUGACGAUGGCCAUGUUACAGUGCUACAAUAAGGGAUGUGGACUGAAGUUCAACCCCGACGAGAAUAAUGAUGAGGCCUGCCAGUUCCACCCAGGGGCCCCAAUUUUCCACGAUGCGUACAAAGGCUGGUCUUGCUGUAACAAGAGAAGUACAGACUUCACCACUUUCCUAAAUACCAAAGGAUGUGCAAAGGGGCAGCACAAUCCAGAGAAGCCAGUGGAGCAGCAGAAGCCCAAGAUUGACCCGGCCACCAAGGACGAGGUCAUCACCGUGGAGGCGCGCAAGGACGCACCCGCGCUCCCAAGACCUCCCUUCGAGACCCCCACAACCCGCCUUCCUGUCACAGUCUCCCAGUCGUUACGGCAGGCUUUAGAAAAGAAAGCAAAAGAAGAACUGAAAGCAGAGGAAGUGGAGGAGGAAGAGAUUGAGACGUCUGUUGAUGGUGUGAAGAUUGGCGAGAGUUGCAAAAAUAAUGGUUGCAAAGGGGAGUAUGAAGGUGAGCAUAGCAACUUAGAAUUGUGCAAGUACCACCCUGGAGUUCCUGUAUUCCAUGAGGGCCUUAAGUAUUGGAGCUGUUGUAAAAAGAAGUCCACAGAUUUUUCCGAGUUCCUGGAACAGGUUGGCUGCACCACGGGCCACCACUGUUGGAUCAAAACAGAAGCUAGAAAAGUUGCCUCCUGUCGCUACGACUGGCACCAGACUGGCACACAUGUUAUUGUGUCAGUUUAUGCCAAGCUUUCUGUACCUGCUACCACAUAUGUAGAGGUGAACCCCAUCAGACUCAUGGCCUACAUUGUGUUUGGGGGAGACAAUCUAUUUGAAUUGGAUCUUGAGCUGCAGGGGUUGAUUGAUCCGGCUCAGAGUAGUGUAACCUUGGCUGCUUCAAAGGUAGAGAUUAAACUCAGGAAAGGAGAGCCGAAGAGCUGGAAGAACCUGUACAUAGAGCGAGAACUACCUUCAGAAAACAAGACAGACGACGAGAAAGCGGAAGAGGUUGAAAUGGAAGAGCGAGUUGAUGCCAUUGAUCUGAGCGACAUUUGAAAGUAGUCUCUUUGAAAAUUGCUUCAGGACUUUUCUAAAAGCUGGUGUCUGUACCGCAUAUGACGUGCAAUGAUUUGAAGCCGACCACUCGUUUUAUUUUGAACAAGACUUGAAACGUGGCGACUUCUAGGAUAUAUCUUUUGAUGCGGACAUUGGAAAAGCGCUAAGAUAGAAUUUAAAAAACGAGAAAGGACAGCAACCAAAAUACAGGGUACUGGAGAGUUCUACCAUGGAGUAUCAAGAUUCACGGUUUAACAAGACUUGAACUGGUACACAUUUUCUUGGUAAGCAAGCGUAAAUCAAAACUCUGCUUUGAUAUCAAGGAGGGAGAGUUAGAGUGGAUGUCAAUAUUCUUUUUAUUCUUAUUCAUUUUUGAAGCUUCAAUGAAAACCUGGGGGGUUUAUAUGACAAAUAUUUUUAUUCAUUUGGUUUUUUGAAUACCAGUGAGUAGUAAACUUUGAUUCAUGUGGAAUUACUAUUAUUUA